Messenger RNA from Paramisgurnus dabryanus, 1785 nucleotides. The record is from RefSeq and is a predicted model, not a curated record. Lineage: Eukaryota; Metazoa; Chordata; Actinopteri; Cypriniformes; Cobitidae.
CACACACACACACACGCAGUAGCAGCAGCAGUGAUAUGGCAGUCAGGAAACGGACAGCCAUUUUAUAAAUCCGCAGCCUUUCUGUACUAUAAAAACGGAUUUUUUCCAUCUUCCAAUAAUGGGUCAGUGUGGGAUUACAUCAUCCAAGACCGUCCUAGUGUUUCUGAACCUGAUUUUUUGGGCGGCUGCUGGUAUCCUGUGCUAUGUCGGAGCCUAUGUGUUCAUCACGUAUGAUGACUAUGAUCAUUUCUUUGAGGAUGUGUACACACUGAUUCCAGCCGUUGUUAUUAUCGCUGUUGGCGCGCUCUUGUUCAUCAUUGGCCUAAUUGGUUGCUGUGCCACCAUUCGAGAAAGCCGCUGCGGUCUGGCCACGUUUGUCGCCAUUCUUAUGUUGGUGUUCGUCACCGAGGUGGUUGUGGUGGUACUUGGCUAUAUUUACAGAGCGAAGGUGGAAAAUGAGGUCAAUCGGUCCAUCCAGAAAGUGUAUAACGAAUACAAUGGCACUAAUACAGAUGCUCCCAGCCGUGCGAUUGACUAUGUGCAGAGACAGCUCCAUUGCUGCGGGAUCGCCAACUACUCCGACUGGAAGAACACUCGCUGGUUUAAGGAGUCUCGCAAUAACAGCGUACCACAGAGUUGCUGCAAACCGAACGUGAGCAACUGCACCGGCUCUCUCUCCCGCACUGGAGAUCUCUAUCCUGAGGGAUGCGAGGCGCUGGUUGUGAAGAAACUUAAAGAGAUCAUGAUGUACGUCAUCUUGGCCGCUCUUACGUUCGCUGCAAUUCAGAUGCUGGGGAUGUUGUGUGCCUGCGUGGUAUUGUGCCGUAGAAACCGGGACCCAGCGUACGAGCUUCUCAUCACAGGAGGGACGUAUGCAUGAAUAAAUAUACAAGAUAAACCUUUUUCAUGCGCACAUAGACAUGCACACACGCACACAUGCAUACAUGCACACAUUGGGCUCAGGGUUUUUUCGGUGUGAGGUGGCACACUGGAUACGCCCAAAUCAAUUUCUAUUUCUCACAUCUUACACAGGGUUUGCUCCCACAAUGCACUGGUGAUGGGUGAAGCGGAAUGCAUCCUGUAUAUUUAUGUACGCCAUUAAAAACGAUUGAUUUUAAAUGUAACCUCUUUUUUCUCAAAGGCGUUGGGCAUAACUGCAAAAUGGCCACCGACCAGUUGUUAAUCCCAAUGAGAAGACUUUAAGACUUUUUUUAUAUAUUCUCUUCUUUGUCUCUGUUAUAUGGAGUUGCAAGAAUGAACGUUUCGGCUUGAAAUGCCGUUAUUGUACGGAAUAAUAUGUGGAAUGUAUUUUCUUUCCUCAUUUAUUAGUUUGCACUAUGUGUAUGGUUUAGUUAUGUUACAAAUACCAAGACUGGUAAAUGGUUGGGGUUGAUGGAUGUGUUUAAAAAGGAAUUGUGGUACCGCUGUCUCUGAUCACCCAUCACCAGUCUGCUGCUCAGGGACGAAGGCAGUUUUGAAAGACAGAUCUGGAAUAUUGCUUUGCAAUGAAUGCGCAGCUAAAGUGGACUUUAUGUAAAGAUGCUCUGGGGGAAACUCUACAUGCACUACCCACCAUUUACUGACUUCUUAUCUUUAUUUCCACCUUUUUUCAUAGCUUACAGUGUGAAGAUUACUAUUGUAGUUACAUGUAGAAGUUAGUUUGGAAAAUACGCAAGUAUGUAGAACAGGGUCAACCAUGUAUUAUUUUAAAUGACUGUAAAUAGUUGGGGGACGAACAAUGAUGUAAGCAAGUUUUGAUCUUAAAAUAAAUGUUUCAUAAGUUGA